This is a messenger RNA of Haemonchus placei, 900 nucleotides long. The record is from the annotation of a GenBank genome assembly. NCBI's taxonomy places the organism in Eukaryota, Metazoa, Nematoda, Chromadorea, Rhabditida, Trichostrongylidae.
AUGGAUGUGCGUGUACGAUUAGCUAAUGAAGAUCUUUGGGCCAAGUUUCACGCCAACACCACGGAAAUGGUGGUCACGAAAACCGGCAGAUGUUUAAUUACUGAUGAAUUAUCUUUCUUACUCGCACAUUCUUCUUUUUUCAGGAAAAUGUUUCCAAAAUUGGAGUACAUAAUAGAAGGACUGGAUCCAAAGCUUGCAUAUUUUCUUGCACUCCAGAUUGAGCAGGUCGACGAUAACAGGUAUAAGUUUUCUGGUGGUGAAUGGAGCCCAGCUGGUCGAGGAGAAUGUGGAACAGUCUCGAAAAGCGUUACACACCAUGACACCAUCAUGCCCGGUGCCCAUUGGAUGCGACAGCCGGUGAACUUCGAACGAGUCAAAAUCACCAACAACUUUAGUGAUAUGAGCCCGAGCCAUGUGAGUUCCAUCUACAGCAAUGCCAUUUCACUCUUGCUAUGGAGAAUAUUCCUUCAAUCAAUGCAUAAGUACAUACCUGUGCUGAGUAUAUUCGAAACGCCAUCACUUCCUUCAGCAUCAACAAAGCAGGUUGCCCGGAUCCGAAUACCCGAGACCGAAUUCAUCGCCGUGACCGCUUAUCAGAACACUACCAUCACUCAGCUGAAAAUCGAGCACAAUCCAUUUGCGAAGGGUUUCCGUGACGGUGGUGAACGAAAGCGAUCAACGCCCGAAGACUGCUCGGCAACGCCAUCACCAAAACGUGUCUACUCACCACAUCAACAUCCCUACGCCGCUCUCUUCGACAAGCCGAUGCCAGUAGUGGCUACGUCAGCACCACAGUUGGCGAUGCCACCAUUGUGGCCAGCAUUCUGUCCACCAUACUGGAGUCCCUAUACUUACAUGUUGAAUCCCUUUUUGGCGAGAUUUGGCGCUGCACCGAAAUAA